AUGUCUAGAAGAUACGAUAGUAGAACCACUAUCUUUUCACCUGAAGGAAGAUUGUAUCAGGUUGAAUAUGCUCAAGAAGCCAUUGGAAUGGCUGGUACUGCCAUUGGUGUUUUAUCACCUCUGGAGGGUGUUGUUCUUGCUUGUGAGAAACGAGUGACGUCAAAGUUAUUGGAUAACGAUGGAUCAACUGAAAAGUGUUAUGUGAUCAAUGAUAAAUUGGUAUGUGCUGUUGCAGGAAUGACAGCUGAUGCUUCAAUCUUAAUUAAUACUGCCAGAGUUCACUCGCAACAUUACUUGAAGGAAUAUGAUGAAGAUAUUCCAAUUGAAACAUUGAUUAAACGAGUAUGUGAUAUUAAACAAGGGUAUACACAACAUGGUGGAUUACGGCCGUUCGGGGUUAGUUUCUUGUAUGCGGGAUAUGAUGAUAGGUAUAAUUUUCAACUUUUCACAUCAAAUCCUUCUGGUAAUUAUAGUGGAUGGAAAGCUACAUCUAUUGGAGCCAAUCUGUCAGCAUCACAAACCUUGUUGAAAAAGGAUUAUAAGGAUGAUAUUUCUUUAGGUGAUGCCUGUAAGUUAGCCAUCAAGGUAUUAUCAAAGACUAUGGAUACUUCCAAUGUCACUAAGGAUAAGUUGGAGUUUGCUACAUUAUCAAAACUGAAAUCGGGUAAGGUUAUGUACAAGAUCUGGUCUGAAGAUGAAAUUGACGAAUUGAUCAAGGUUUCUGGUGUUUUAGAUGAUGCCGAUCUUGGUGACGAUGAGUAG
Messenger RNA from Lizanozyma spartinae, 762 nucleotides. It is a transcript of the gene PRE9, whose product is annotated as proteasome core particle subunit alpha 3. The record is from RefSeq and is a predicted model, not a curated record. Gene Ontology annotation, biological process: ubiquitin-dependent protein catabolic process. Lineage: Eukaryota; Fungi; Ascomycota; Pichiomycetes; Serinales; Debaryomycetaceae. The transcript has a single exon. Gene Ontology annotation, cellular component: cytosol; nucleus; proteasome core complex, alpha-subunit complex. The coding region runs from base 1 to 762 and encodes 253 amino acids.